AUGAAAGUGACAAUCGCCACCGUCCUUGCGAGCAUCCUGCUCCUUGGCUUCGCCAAUAUCGCCAACGCUUCGGAUUGUGGUUGCCCCCCGACCACUCCAAAGCCCUGCCCAACAACGGCACCGACUUGUGCGCCAACAACAACUACUUGUGCGCCACCCAAAACAACAACAACUACUUGUGCGCCACCCACAAGACCACCUCCAUGCACAGAAGCCACCACAACAACUAAAAAGACAACAGUAAAAACCACCACAAGGAGGCCCACCACAACAACCAGAAAGACAACAGUAAAAGCCACCACAAAAAGGCCCACCAAAACAACGAGAAAGACAACAGUAAAAGCCACCACAAAAAGGCCCACCAAAACAACUAAACGUACAACAACUAGACGUACAACAACUAAACGUACAACAGUGAAAUGCACCACAACUAAACGUCCAACACCAAAGACCACCACCACAACUAAACGUCCAACACCAAAGACCACCAAAACAACUAAACGUCCGACACCAAAGACCACCACACACAGAAUUCCAACACAUAAGCCCACCACAGCUAAACCCACCAAUAAGCCAUGUGGCUGCAAGCCCUGCGGUCCUGGAGGCGAACCCUGCCCAGGAUGUUCUAAGAGGGAUGCACUGUGCCAGGAACUUAUCGGCAUGACUCGCAACCUCGAGCGCAGGAUCCGCCAGUGCGUCUGCGGUGAAAAGGUUUGGUUGUUGUAA
Messenger RNA from Drosophila teissieri, 726 nucleotides. RefSeq names its product salivary glue protein Sgs-3-like. The transcript has 2 exons. The record is from RefSeq and is a predicted model, not a curated record. Lineage: Eukaryota; Metazoa; Arthropoda; Insecta; Diptera; Drosophilidae. Bases 1 to 726 code for a protein of 241 amino acids.